Ogataea philodendri is the source of this 2265-nucleotide messenger RNA. RefSeq lists its product as uncharacterized. Gene Ontology annotation, cellular component: aminoacyl-tRNA synthetase multienzyme complex; cytosol. The record is from RefSeq and is a predicted model, not a curated record. Gene Ontology annotation, biological process: methionyl-tRNA aminoacylation. Gene Ontology annotation, molecular function: methionine-tRNA ligase activity; ATP binding. Lineage: Eukaryota; Fungi; Ascomycota; Pichiomycetes; Pichiales; Pichiaceae. The transcript has a single exon. Bases 1 to 2265 code for a protein of 754 amino acids.
AUGUCGUUACAAUUACUGUCAUCCCAGGAUGGAUCCGUUUUAUCCCUGGUUGAAAAUUUGAAGGUUUCGAUAGCAGCCUCGGUUUUCCAGCCCAAACUUGAGUUAGUGGCGGACAGUGAAGGCAAAAAAGAGUUGAGGCUCCAGGAUACCAAAUCCGGAUUCGAGUUGAUCGAACCAAACUCUAUUGUGAAAUACUUGGCUUCCUUGAAGACCAAAGACACAAAGGUGUUUGAGGACAAUGAGUUGAUCUCUCAAGAUCAGACGAUUCUUUUCCCUGCGCUCAAGGCUAAUAAGUUGGACUCUGAGAUUUUGUCCAAGAUCGGAUCCGUUACGUCUGCUGACUCGGAAUCUGUGUCUCAGAUUAUCCUGUUUGCUUCGCUUUAUCCAAUUUUGAGCAAGCAUUCCGACUCCAAGCUUUCUGGAUGGUUCAAGCAAUUUUCUGAAAUCCCAGCAGUUGCCACGGGUAUCUCCAAUGCUUUGAAGAUCACAAAGAUCCAGCGUGUCCCAGAGAAGAACACCAACAAGGUGAAGGUGUUGGAGGGCCACUCUGUGAAGAAAUCUGAGGGAAAGUUGAAGCCAAAACCUAAUGAAAGAAACAUUCUGAUCACUUCCGCUUUACCAUACGUUAAUAACGUUCCUCAUCUUGGAAAUAUUGUUGGCUCUGUUCUGUCUGCAGAUCUUUACUCCAGAUACUGCAAGCGUAGAAACUACAAUGCAUUAUUUGUCUGUGGUACAGACGAAUAUGGUACUGCAACAGAGACCAAAGCUUUGGAAGACGGCGUCACUCCACAGGAAUUGUGCGACAAGUACCAUGCAAUUCACUCGGAUGUCUACAAGUGGUUCCAAAUCGGCUUCGAUCACUUUGGUAGAACGACAACACCAAAGCAGACAGAGAUUGCACAAGAUAUCUUUUUGAAGUUGAACGCGAACGGCUACUUGGAAGAACAGGUUAUGAAGCAAUUGUUUUGCCCAGUCCACAAGGGAUUCCUGGCUGAUAGAUACGUUGAAGGAGAAUGUCCAAGAUGCCAUUACGAAGAUGCCAGAGGAGACCAGUGUGACAAGUGCGGUAACCUGUUGGAUCCAUUUGAGUUGAUCAAUCCUCGGUGUAAAUUGGACGGUCACACGCCUGAGCCAAGAGAAUCUAACCAAAUUUUCCUCUCCCUGGACAAGCUUGAGCCAGAUUUGAGAAAAUGGUUUGAAGAAGCUGCGGAAAAAGGAAAAUGGUCCAAGAACUCCAAGACCAUCACGAAUUCCUGGUUGAAGGAGGGAUUACAGCCUAGAUGUAUCACAAGAGACUUGGUCUGGGGUACUCCAGUGCCAUUGGAGGGCUACGAGAAGAAAGUUUUGUACGUGUGGUUCGAUGCUCCAAUUGGUUACAUUUCUAUAACUGCGUGCUAUACCGACGACUGGAAGGAAUGGUGGAAGAACCCAGAACAUGUUCAGCUUUACCAGUUCAUGGGUAAGGACAAUGUUCCUUUCCAUUCUGUUGUUUUCCCAUCUUCUGAGCUUGGAACCAAGGAGGACUGGACUUUACUGCACCACUUGAACACAACGGAGUAUCUCCAAUACGAGGGAGGGAAGUUCUCCAAGUCCAGAGGAAUUGGUGUCUUUGGUAACAAUGCCGAGGCAACUGGUGUGUCGCCUUCUGUCUGGAGAUAUUACUUGGCCUCUGUUAGACCAGAGAGUCAGGAUUCCCAGUUCUCGUGGUACGAGUUUGUGACGAAAAACAACAGCGAGCUAUUGGCCAACCUUGGUAACUUUGUUAACAGACUGGUCAAGUUUGUCAUUGCCAAAUACAACGGUGUGGUUCCAGAAUUCAAGACUACCGACUGUGAAGUGUACCCAACUCUCAAGAAAGAUCUUGAUUCUUUGAUCAAGACCUAUGUUGAUGAUAUGGAGGCUGUUCGUUUAAGAAAGGGACUGGAGACUGCCAUGAUGAUUUCUGCUAGAGGAAAUUUGUUCUUGCAGGAGAACAAGCUCGACAACUCUCUGUACAACGACUCUCCAGAGAAAAGUGAUGCUGUUGUUGCUAUUGGUCUGAAUAUUGUGUACUUGGUGUCUGCUGUGAUUGCACCAUACAUGCCAGAGACAAGCAAGCAGAUCGAGGAGAUCCUGAGAGUUCCAGAGCUCAAGAUCCCAGAUGAGUUUGACUUGUGGGUGGAGCCAGGUCACUGUAUUGGAAAGGCCCAGUACUUGUUCAAGAGAAUUGACGAGAAAAAGAUUGACGAGUGGAAAGCUCUUUACGGUGGCCAACAACAGAAAUAA